AUGAAGACCCUCAAGUCCCGCUUGAGGAGGCAGGACACGCCCGGCCCCUCGUCGUCCGGCGCCUCUGCCGCCUCAGCCACCUCAGCCGCCGCCUUCAGCGCGCAUGUACCAGAUUGGAACAAAUACGAUGACCGGUUGAUGAAGGCAGCAGAAAGGGGAGAUGUAGAAAAAGUGUCCUCAAUCCUUGCUAAAAAGGGGGUCAAUCCAGCCAAGCUCGAUGUGGAAGGCAGAUCUGCCUUCCAUGUUGUGGCCUCAAAGGGGAACCUUGAAUGUUUGAAUGCCAUUCUUAUACAUGGAGUUGACAUUACAACUAGUGACUCUGCAGGAAGAAGUGCUCUUCAUAUGGCUGCAAAGUAUGGACAUGCAUUGUGUCUGCAAAAAACCUUCUACAGGUUUCAAAAUGAUCACACUUGUCUUUCUGAAUCUGUUGUUCAAGUUUUAAUUCUUGCUGAAACAUCCUAUGAGCAUGUUGACCUGCAGGGACGGACUGCGCUUCAUGAUGCAGCUAUGGCAGACUGUCCUUCGAGCAUACAGCUCCUUUGUGACCACGGAGCCUCAGUGAACGUGAAAGAUGCAGAUGGGCGGACACCACUUGUUCUAGCCACUCAGAUGUGUAGGCCAACAAUAUGUCAACUGCUGAUAGAUAGAGGGGCGGAUAUUAACUCCAGAGACAAACAAAGCAGAACUGCUCUCAUGCUGGGCUGUGAGUAUGGUUGCAGAGAUGCUGUAGAAGUCUUAAUUAAAAAUGGUGCUGAUGUUAGUUUGCUGGACACCCUGGGCAAGGAUAGUUCUUACUAUGCAAGAAUUGGUGACAAUCUGGACAUUCUUGCCCUAUUAAAAACUGCCUCGGAAAAUACGUAUAAAGGGAGAGAACUUUGGAAGAAAGGACCAUCUUUACAACAGCGAAAUUUGACACACUUUGUAGAUGAAGUAAAUAUGAAGUCAAACCAGAGGGAUCAUCAAAACAUUCAGGACCUGGAGAUUGAAAACGAAGAUUUGAAAGACAGGUUGAGAAAAAUUCAACAAGAACAGAGAAUAUUAUUAGAUAAGGUCAAUGGUUUACAACUACAGCUUAAUGAGGAAAUUAUGGUUGCUGAUGAUCUACAGAGGGAGAAAGAAAAGCUGAAGUCCCUAUUGGCAACUAAAGAAAAACAGCAGGAAGAAAGCUUAAGAACGAUUGAAGCUCUGAAAAAUAGAUUUAAAUGUUUUGAGGGUGAUCAUUUGGGAUCGGGAAUCCAUUUCAGUAACCGUAAAGAAGAUAUGCUUCUUAAACAAGGUCAAAUGUUCUCCACAGAUUCACAAUGUGCUUCCAAAGGUAUACCAGCCCAUAUGCAAAGCAGGUCUAUGUUAAGACCACUGGAGCUCUCCUUACCCAAUCAAACUUCAUAUUCUGAAAAUGAAAUUUUAAAGAAGGAGUUAGAAGCAAUGAGAAAUUUCUGUGAAUCAGCAAAACAGGAUCGACUCCAGCUCCAAAACGAACUUGCUCACAAGGUGGCCGAGUGCAAAGCUUUAGCAUUAGAAUGUGAAAGAGUCAAGGAGGAUUCAGAUGAGCAGAUAAAGCAGCUGGAAGAUGCUUUAAAAGAUGUGCAGAAGAGAAUGUAUGAAUCUGAAGGUAAAGUUAAACAAAUGCAGACACAUUUUCUCGCCCUGAAAGAGCAUCUCACAAGUGAGGCAGCCACUGGGAAUCACAGACUCAUAGAGGACCUAAAAGAUCAGUUGAGAGACAUGAAAGCAAAAUAUGAAGGUGCUUCAGCAGAAGUGGGAAAAUUAAGAAACCAGAUCAAACAAAAUGAGUUGUUAUUAGGAGAAUUUAAGAGGGAUGAAGGCAAGCUGAAAGAAGAAAAUAAGCAAUUGCAGAAGGAAGCUAGUAUGUGUGAGGUGGAACGAGAGAAGAAAGGGCGGAAGGUAAUAGAAAUGGAAAGCCAGUUAAAAGACUUGUCAGCAAAGCUGUCACUUUCCAUUCCAGCGGAGAAAUUUGAAAACAUGAAGAGCUUAUUGUCUAAUGAAAUCAAUGAGAAAGCAAGAAAAAUAGCUGAGAUGGAAAAGGAAUAUGAAAAAUCACAUUGUGAAAUUAGACAGUUAAAGAGAGAACUUGAGAAUUUCAAGGCCAAACUUGCUCAGCAUAUUAAACCAGAAGACCAUGAGCAGCUCAAGAACACAGCAGAGAAAAAGUCUGAGGAGCUUGGGAAGAAGAUCAGUGAAUUAACUUUGAAAAAUCAGACAUUACAAAAGGACAUGGAAAAGUUUUGUCUGGACAAUAAGCUUCUCAAUCAGCAAGUACAUAACUUAAAGAUUGAAAUGAAAAAUCACUAUGUUCCUUUAAAAGUAAGUGAAGAAAUGAAAAGGUCCCAUGGUGCAGUUGUUGGUGAUUUGAAUAAAAAGCUUUUAGAUAUGACACAAAAAUAUACAGAAAAGAGGUUGGAAAUGGAGAAAUUGCUGAUGGAAAAGGACAAUUUAUCUAAGAAUGUCAGCCAUAUAGAAACUAUGUUCAUACCUCCAGAAAAACAUGAAAAAGAGAUAAAUGCUCUGAAAUCCAAUGUUGGAGAGCUUAAAAAACAAUUAUUUGAACUUAAUAAAAAAAAUGAUGAAGACCAAGAGACAAUAUCUUCACUUAGGUCUGAAAACAUUAACUUGAAAGCGACUAUGAAUAAUCAGUAUGUACCAGCCAAAAUCCAUGAAGAGGUUAAAAGUGCACUGAGUAACACAUUAGAUAAGUCUAAUAGAGAAUUAUUGGAUGUGAAGAAAAAAUGUGAAGACAUGAAUCAACAGUUCAUAAGCAUAAAAGCUAAGAACGAAAUACUAAAAAGAAACCUAGAGAACACAGAGAACCAAAUAAAAGCUGAGUAUAUCAGCCGGAAAGAACAUGACGAGAAGAUGAGUGCUAUAAAUCAGAGCAUGAAAAAGGUGGAGGAUAAAAAUGAAGAAAUUUUGGCUGAUUACCAAAAAGGCCAAGAAGAAAUUGUGACGCUGCAGGCUGAGAUGGAAGCCCAGAAGAAGGAACUUGACACAAUACAAGAAUGCAUUAAGUUAAAAUACGCGCCAAUCAUCAGCUUUGAAGAGUGUGAAAGAAAAUUCAAAGCCACAGAGAAAGAACUUAAAGAGCAGUUAUCAGAGCAGACACGCAAAUAUAAUGUCAGGGAAGAAGAGGCAAAGAAAUGCAAGCAAGAGAAUGACACUUUAAAGGAGGAGAUUGUCAUUCUUCAGAAGGAUCUAAAGGAUAAGAAUCUUCUCAUUGAGAAUUCUCAUGAAAUAGAAAGAGCAUUAAGCAGGAAAACAGAAGAGCUCAACAAUAAGUUAAAAGACCUGUCACAGAAAUACACAGAAGUAAAGGAGGAGAAAGAGAAGCUAGCACAAGAAAAUGCCAAACAGGUUUCUGAGCUUCUGGCAGCACAGACUCUUGUGCAGAAACAGCAAGCAACAUUGGAACAGGUUGAAACCUUAAAAACGUCUCUGAACGGUACAAUUGAGAAUCUAAGGGAAGAACUCAAGACUAAGCAAAGGUGUUAUGAGAAGGAGCAGCAGACAGUGACCAAAUUGCAGCAGAUGUUAGAAAAUCAAAAGAACUCUUCUGUGCCCCUGGUAGAGCAUUUGCAGAUUAAGGAAGCCUUGGAGAGAGAAGUUGGACUCAUAAAAGCUAGUUUGAGAAAAAAGGAAGAAGAAAGCCAAAACAAAACCGAUGAAGUCUCCAAACUUCAGUCUGAGGUUCAAAAUACCAAACAAGCCUUAAAAAAAUUAGAGACCAGGGAGGUCAUUGAUUUGUCCAAGUACAAAGCAACAAAAAGUGAUUUGGAGAUACAGGUUUCCAAUCUAACCGAGAAGUUGGCCAAUCUGAAUAGAAAAUAUGAAGAAGUGUGUGAGGAAGUUUUGCAGGCCCAAAAGAAGAAACUCUCUGCAAAAGAUGAGAAAGAAUUGCUUCAUUUCAGCAUUGAGCAAGAAAUCAAAGAUCGGCAGGAACGGUGUGACAAGUCCUUAACAACCAUUACAGAGUUACAGAGAAGAAUACAAGAGUCUACUAAACAAAUUGAAGCAAAAGAUAAUAAGAUAACUGAGUUGCUUAACGAUGUGGAAAGGCUAAAGCAGGCCCUCAAUGGCCUUUCGCAACUUACCUAUGCGAGUGGGAGCCCCAGCAAGAGACAGAGCCAACUGGUGGACAGCCUGCAACUCCAAGUGAAGACCCUGCAGCAGCAGCUGGCUGAUGCUGACAGACAGCACCAAGAAGUCAUUGCAAUUUAUCGGACACAUCUCCUUAGUGCUGCACAGGGUCAUAUGGAUGAAGAUGUGCAGGCAGCCUUACUUCAGAUUAUACAAAUGCGGCAGGGACUGGUGUGCUAGCAUUGGUGCUAACCAGCCAACUCCUGCCUUUCCUGCUGGUGCUGAGCUUUUUGUGCCACAAUAGAGCCUUACUGUAAUCGUGUCAUGAAAAUAAAGUAUACUUCGUUUCAUCA
This is a messenger RNA of Suncus etruscus (white-toothed pygmy shrew), 4445 nucleotides long. RefSeq names its product uveal autoantigen with coiled-coil domains and ankyrin repeats (gene UACA). Gene Ontology annotation, molecular function: actin binding. The record is from RefSeq and is a predicted model, not a curated record. Bases 1 to 4332 code for a protein of 1443 amino acids. Lineage: Eukaryota; Metazoa; Chordata; Mammalia; Eulipotyphla; Soricidae. The transcript has 20 exons.